AUUAUACUGCUCCAUUUUCUCUCUCCUAAUGCUUCCUUCUCAGAGUCUCAGGGGCAAGAACUCCGUGUUCUCUCUCCUCCAUUGUCGCUCUCCUUCGCGAUUCUCUCUCCUCACCGCCACCAUGUUCUCACCUGAUGCAACCACUGCGCUGUCAUCUUCUCUGCGAUACCAUCAUCUAUGCGUUGUCUCCUCUGUUGUAAUGGGUAAAAAUGUUGAAAAUGAUGGAAAAUGCUUGAGAAUUGCUCAAAUAGAGCUCGUGCGAUCGCAAAGAAUUUAUGUGUGUUCGCACGGGUCAGCAGAGUUGCCUCCAAAGUCAAGCAGGCUUGUGUGCUCAUUCCCCAUGAGUGUGUGUUCGCACGAAUUCGGAAAAUCGAUGCAGGAACUAUGUGGGAAUUCUUGCGAUUGCACCGAAGAAGAGCCCGCUCGCACGAAAUUGGAAAAUCAAUGCAGGAACUAUUUGGGAUUUUGUGCGAUCGCACCAAAGAGGAGCCCGCUCGCACGGAAUUUUGGUGGGCUCGCACUGAAUUCUCGUGCGAGUACAUGAAGAUAUAUGAAAAUUUGGCUAAGUCAGGCCCGUGCGAUCGCACGGUGUCUGAGCACGAUCGCACGGAUCGAAGGAAGAAAUUCGUCGCUGAGCUCGCUCGCAUGGAAUCACAGCUCGUUCGCACUGAUGCGAUCGCAGCUGGGUAUGCCCGUUCGCACGACUGCGCGGGAUUCCCUUUUCGAGUUUAAAUCUCUUACUUUUAGGGGUUAGUAUAAAUUGAAUUUUCUUUAUUUUCAUUAAAAAAAGUUAAUUUCAGAAUUAGAAUUGAGGAGG
Molecule: messenger RNA, 817 nt
Organism: Spinacia oleracea (spinach)
Lineage: Eukaryota; Viridiplantae; Streptophyta; Magnoliopsida; Caryophyllales; Amaranthaceae
Exons: 2
Coding region: 29-544 (171 amino acids)
Source: RefSeq, a predicted model, not a curated record